This is a messenger RNA of Glarea lozoyensis ATCC 20868, 2022 nucleotides long. RefSeq lists its product as uncharacterized. The transcript is spliced from 2 exons. Lineage: Eukaryota; Fungi; Ascomycota; Leotiomycetes; Helotiales; Helotiaceae. Bases 1 to 2022 code for a protein of 673 amino acids. The record is from RefSeq and is a predicted model, not a curated record.
AUGUCGAUGAAGACGGAACCAGUUGGGCUAGGAAUGUGGUCUUCACCAACACCACCAGUAACACGGCCUCGGCCUGCGACAAUACACGAGUCGGCUUUUCCACUCAACUACUGUAUGCCGGAAGAGUAUGGGCAGCUACCAGCUUGGGAUUCAUCGACCAUGCCCACAGAAUCACUUCAUGAUGGAUUACCUCAGGCCUUCCCAGUACAACAAGACUUCUACCCACCUACUACUAGCUGCGGAGAAAGUAAGUUCCUCUGGAACGGAAGGGAUGAAAUUGAGCAGAAUUAUCAUCUGACUGGCAAUCCAGAUGGUUGGCAAAGUAAGCCUUGUGAGGAAUCACUUGAGCUUCACAACUUCGACACAGAUAUGAGAGAUAUGAAUAUGGGCCAGGCUUUUUCAACCGACGAAGCGGCGCCCAUUCUCGACUUGCGAUAUGCUGGACCUGGAUUAGACAGUGACCGACUUAGCUUGGAUCAAUCAUACAGUUCUCGCCGUAUGUCUGGGUCGUCUUUUACCAUGUCGACAACUGGCGCCCUCUCCGAAAUGCCAUCGUAUGAGGACUUUUCAACAACUCUGUCAGAAGCACCAUCUUUCUCUGACUACCCACCACCCUCAAACCGCAAUUCUCUCAUGUCAUCAACUCAGUUGUCACCAGUUGCAUCCCCGAGAAUGACACCCCAACAUCGCUCAGAACUAGUACGAACACAAAGCAGAGGCAGGGCUUCUCCUUCACCACGACCAAGUAUGCGAUCAGCACCAUAUACCAUGGACUCUACUCGUAGCAAAAGAUGGUCUACGGGUUCCUACGCUCCUUUGCCUAACAGACGACCAUCGCCAUUUGUCUACCACCAGGGUCACGAGGUGUUUACACCACACCCACCACGCAUGUCAUCGAGACAUUCUUCACCUACUCUACCCAAUGCGCAAUUGCCAUUGAACAUGACAAACCUUCAAACUCAACAGCACCCUUUCUUACUCACUAACAACACCGGAUUUCACCGCAAUUCGAUGCUUCUACCUUCACACACCUUUCACGAGAACCCGCAACACAACCAAUUUGAGAACCCACCACCACUACUUUCUCACGGCCUUUUCCGCAUGUUGCAGUCUAACGCAGAUCCUCACUCUUUACAUUCACACUACACUGAUUUAUCCGACCCUCCAGAUCUAUAUGCCUCUCUACACGAAGAGCAAGUGCCACCUCCACCGGAAGACAUGAACCCAUCCGACCCAGAUCUCAUCCCACACGAACAAGAACUCAGAUUUGACGGCGAUCUUUACACACCUCGUUGGGUCAGAGGUCACGGUAAUAAGCGCGAAGGCUGGUGCGGAAUCUGCAAGCCUGGACGAUGGCUCGUACUCAAAAACUCCGCUUUCUGGUACGACAAGUCUUUCACGCAUGGUAUCAGUGCUGCGACCGGAUCGCCAUUCCAAGAACCACAAGAGACUCGACGAAUGGACGGAAAUCCAGACGUCUGGGAAGGACUCUGUGGAAGCUGCAACGAAUGGGUCGCAUUAGUUAGCAGCAAGAAGAAAGGCACAACAUGGUUUCGACACGCCUACAAGUGUCACACACACCCAAAGAUCAAAGAUGCACCUAAACGACGUCGCGAAUCUUCGCACACGCGUGCUCUUGGCGCUUCCCAGAUGGCUAAGCCCAAACUUGAGAAUGCUCCUCCAAUGCCUUCGACUCCUCAGAUGACACCCUCAUCCUCAGUGGUCAACACUCCUAUGCCGCAGACACCAAUGCCGCCUACAUCAGUUGGCGGCAUGGUCACUGAUCGCUCCAUGAUGGGAUCCAGGGAUGGCUACCACACCUUGCGAGAAAACAUGAACAUAUCUCGGGAUGGUGUCGGAAGUCGAGACGGAGGCAUGGGAAGUCGGGAUGGAAGCACUGGCGUCAAAUACACACAUGCACCACCAAUGCCACCGAUGUCGCAAGCGCAAAUAAACCGAAAAGCCAUUCUGAGCGCCAGCCCACUGGAUGGGUUAGCGGGCGGCUUAGGAGGGAUGAUCUAA